AUGGGUCGCGUUCGUACCAAGACCACCAAGCGCGCCGCUCGCGUUCUCAUCGAGAAGUACUACCCCCGUCUCAACCCGGUGGACUUCCACACGAACAAGAAGGUCAUCGAUGAGGUCGCCAUUAUCCCCUCGAAGCGCCUGAGGAACAAGAUUGCCGGCUUCACCACCCACCUGAUGAAGCGGAUUCAGCGUGGCCCCGUCCGCGGCAUCUCGUUCAAGCUCCAGGAGGAGGAGCGCGAGCGCAAGGACCAAUACGUGCCCGAGGUCUCUGCCCUGGACUCGUCGGUUGCGCCGCUUGAGAUCGACCCUGACACCGAUGAGCUGAUCCACAGCCUCGGCUUUGACAACCUCCCGGUCACGGUCACCGCCCCGGUCACCCUCUCGCAGGUUCCGGAGCGCAAGGGUCGCCACGUCCCUGGUGCCGGCCGUCGUUAA
Molecule: messenger RNA, 435 nt
Organism: Malassezia japonica
Lineage: Eukaryota; Fungi; Basidiomycota; Malasseziomycetes; Malasseziales; Malasseziaceae
Gene: RPS17B
Product: 40S ribosomal protein S17.e.B
Exons: 3
Coding region: 1-435 (144 amino acids)
Biological process (GO): translation
Cellular component (GO): ribosome
Molecular function (GO): structural constituent of ribosome
Source: RefSeq, a predicted model, not a curated record